Vitis vinifera (wine grape) is the source of this 723-nucleotide messenger RNA. RefSeq lists its product as uncharacterized. NCBI's taxonomy places the organism in Eukaryota, Viridiplantae, Streptophyta, Magnoliopsida, Vitales, Vitaceae. The coding region runs from base 186 to 551 and encodes 121 amino acids. The record is from RefSeq and is a predicted model, not a curated record. The transcript is spliced from 6 exons.
CAGCCCCUUUGACCACAGGGUCAGCAUAGUGGAGGAACCAAAUCGAAGGAAGAGCCCUAGGGUUUUACAGACUUUUCUCGGCAUCCAAACAAAGCUCUAGAGCUUUGAUUUAGCUGAUUCAAUUAUAAUUAUACUGCAAUCAUGCAGAUCAACGCAAAAGCAUAAAAUAGGAGCGUAGUUAUGCAAUGGCGGGAUCAGGGAGUUCAAUGUUGUAUUCCUUUCUUCUAUUUGUUGUGAUUCUUUCGCUUCAAGAGAUGUACAGAGGAAAAUUGGCGUCGUCCGAGUUGUUUACCAUACUCGGAGGCUUCAUCAGCUCUCUCAUAUUUCUUGUUUUGCUAACUUUUAUUGGGAAUAUCCAGGAAACUUGUGGCAUGAGGACAGGGUGGGGUGCUGUUAUAUUAGCGGAAGCAGUUGCUCUCAUUGCUGCCAGCACUGUCCACCGAGUUUGUAUUACAACAUGUUUCCUGUUCUCAGCUGGACUACUGUACGAGCUUAACAAGCUUUCAGGAAUGAUGCUUUCCAAAAGCGAAUCCAAAUCGAGAAGGUAUUGACUGGUAUACAAUGCUUUUACAUAAUAGGAUGAGAAUCCUUUCAGAGUUUGUCAUUUAUACUCUUCAAGUACCAUUUCAUGAUGGUAUAGAUAUUGUCUAUGAGCGGGAAAGUUAGCAAAUUUUUUGAUAUGGAUGUUUACGAUUUAAUAUUAUGGGACAGGAGUUUCUUUCA